Ornithodoros turicata is the source of this 2493-nucleotide messenger RNA. RefSeq lists its product as uncharacterized. Bases 1 to 2493 code for a protein of 830 amino acids. Lineage: Eukaryota; Metazoa; Arthropoda; Arachnida; Ixodida; Argasidae. The record is from RefSeq and is a predicted model, not a curated record. The transcript has a single exon.
AUGUGGAGACUUGAUGCAAUUGGCAUAACCGAUUCAGCUCAUUCCCAAGCUACCGAGGAGCGCACGGCAUUUGACCAGUUUCAGAGCGCAGUAUACAAGGAAGAGGGACGAUACGUCGUUCCCUUGAUGGUCAAGGCGCCCUACCUUUUGUCCACUACGAACCGACCCGUUGCUGAAGCAAGGCUACAGCGUCAACUUAAACGUUUCGAAGCUCAUCCGGACGUGCUGCGAGAAUAUGACCGCACAAUCAGCGAGUACUUCAACGAGGGUCAUGCGGAGCGAGUGGAGCCGUCGGACCAAGGUGCCCGUCAUGUGUAUUACCUUCCUCACCACGCAGUCAUACGGCGGGAAGCGGUGACAACCAAGGUUCGUGUCGUGUUCGAUGCCUCUUCGCAUGAACCGGGAAGUCAUUCGCUUAACGAUAUACUGGACAAGGGCACAACGCUCGGUGCAGAAUUGCUGCAACUUCUUCUGCAGUUCAGGUGCAAUCACAUCGUCAUGACCGCCGACAUUCGCAAGGCAUUCCUGCAAAUUCACGUCCGACGAGAAGACAGAGACCUUCUUCGUUUCUUGUGGAUCGAACGACUUCCCAGUAGUGACGAGCCUUGCCCAACCAUCGUCGAGUGGCGUAUGACGAGGGUGCCAUUUGGAGCUUCGUCGAGCCCAUUUCUACUGUCUGCAACUUUGAUGCAUCACCUUGAAUCUUGGAAGGCUAUUCAUCCAGAAAUCGCAUCGCGUCUACAAAGAGCCUUUUACGUGGAUGAUCUAGUUAUCGGCGCUUCAACCGAACCUGAAGCACUCCACAUUUACCAAACAGCCCGUGCUAUUGUGGCGGACGCCAGCAUGGAGCUGAGAAAGUGGUGCUCCAGUUCCGAAACGUUGAACGAGCAAUUUCGUGCAGACGGUGUCUCCCUCGACGACAUCGGUCAACCGUUGGUUAGAUGCAAGGUGCUUGGUCUUCCGUGGAACCGAUCUGCUGACACUAUCGUAAUGACCACUCAAAACGUGUCAUCUUACGUUGCUACGCAGCCAGCUACCAAGCGACUUGUACUUCAGACCUUUGCGAGGCUGUUUGAUCCUCUUGGGCUUCUUGGACCGUUUCUCGUCCGCGCCAAACUUCUGUUCCAAGAGCUAUGGCGGCGCAAUUGCACAUGGGAAGAAGCUCUACCUGAGGACGUGCAUGAACACUGGAAGACCUGGACGUCCGAGCUUAGCGAACUUUCAUCGUUCGAAGUCCCACGUUGUGUCAUAUCUCCUGCAACGCAAGGCGCAAAAGGACAGGAGCUUCACGUAUUUUGCGACGCAAGCCCAAUGGCAUACGGGGUUGCCGUUUAUGUGAGGUGCGUCAUGUCUGAGAACAGUUUCGCUUCACAGCUCCUCAUGAGUAAAGGUCGCAUAGCCCCGUUACGGCCCGUUUCGAUUCCAAGGCUGGAACUAUUGGCCUGCUUGUUGGCAGCCAGGUUAUGCCACUAUGUCAGACAACUUCCCGAGCUCUCACAGGCCGUGGUUCACCUUUGGACUGACUCUGCGGUCGCAUUGCACUGGAUAUGUGGUGACGCGGUCCGCCAGGAAGUAUUUGUACGAAACCGCUCGUCCGAGAUUCGCCGCCUAACCAGAGGAUUCCACUGGCACCACUGCCGGAGCCAGGAUAAUCCAGCAGACUUACUUACCCGUGGCGAGCCAGCGUCUUUUGUUUCGCGCAAGACAAUUUGGUGGGCCGGACCUGCGUGGUUGACCAAUCCUCAGGUGGAUUGGCCUACAGAUCUCUGCCCUAGUCAAAAGCACGAUGACUUGCGCACUGGACUCACCUCUGCCUGUCAGAGCUUAAGCUUGCCGACUUCUCCUCAUUUGCACGAUCCACUCCUUAGGAUUAAUGAUUACGGACGCCUUACUAAGGUUCUAAGAGUCACUGCUUGGAUCAAAAGGUUUCUUCGUAAUGCGUCACUCCACACCACGUCCUCCUCCGGACCGCUAACAGCCGCGGAGUUGUGUGAGGCAGAGUUGUACUGGAUACGAUUUGUUCAGCGCUCUGCGUUUCCUUCAGAAGUCGCUACGUUAGAGGUCGGACAAUCUGUCGAGUCUGCUUCCAGUAUUCUGACUUUACAGCCCUUCCUUGACAAGAAAGGUUUGCUUCGUGUGGGUGGUCGCCUGCAGGCCCUUGAUGCGUCGGAGGAGUUGAAGCAUCCUAUGAUACUACCUUGCAACGACCGGUUCACUGAGCUUCUGGUUGAAGCAGCACAUAUCCGCCUUCUUCAUGGAGGAGUCCAGCUAACUUUAAUCGAACUCCGCUCCAGGUUUUGGAUUCUGAAAGGACGUCGGACAGUGAGGCGGGUAUUGAACGCUUGCUUGCCGUGUCGUCGUAGACGCUUGCGUCCGGAGACUGCUCCUCCCGCACCGUUACCGAGGGACCGGAUAACCGAAACCAUGCCGUUUGACGUCGUUGGGAUUGACUUUUGCGGACCACUGUACUGCCGCGCCGUCACAAAACACUGA